Messenger RNA from Epithele typhae, 765 nucleotides. RefSeq names its product heterokaryon incompatibility protein-domain-containing protein. The record is from RefSeq and is a predicted model, not a curated record. Bases 1 to 765 code for a protein of 254 amino acids. The transcript is spliced from 4 exons. NCBI's taxonomy places the organism in Eukaryota, Fungi, Basidiomycota, Agaricomycetes, Polyporales, Epitheliaceae.
AUGUGGCUACUUGGUACAGCACGCGCAAAUCUCGUUUCAUUUUCUCGCCCCGAGGAUGUAAAGGGGGGAUAUGCCAUCCUUUCACACACCUGGCUCCGGCCUGAAGAAGGAGAAGAAGACACCUUCCAGAAGAGCUCCGGGACUUCAUCGUCAAAGUUCCGCCAAUUCCUGAUUCUCGCAGAGAAAGAUGGCUACGAUUACGCGUGGGUUGACACCUGCUGCAUUGAUAAAACCAGCAGUACGGAACUUACGGAAGCGAUCAACUCCAUGUUCCGCUACUACGCUCUCUCCACCGUUUGCUACGUCUACCUGGCCGAUGUAGACGACUUCUCUGACGACUUCUCUCACGAUCUUGCUUCAUCCCGUUUGAGGAGAUGCAGAUGGAUCACUCGUGGCUGGACGCUCCAAGAGCUUCUCGCCUCGCGGGCCCUUUUCUUCUUUUCGAAGACAUGGACACCCUUCGGCAGCAAGUUCGGGCUCUCAGGAGCCCUCAAGGACGCGACUGGCAUCCCUGCGGAAGUCCUGCGAUUUGAAACGCCGUUCGCGGAUAUGAGCAUCGCGGCGCGCAUGUCCUGGGCGUCGAGUCGCGUCACCACGAGGAUUGAAGAUCGCGCUUAUUGUUUGUUUGGCUUGUUCGGGAUCAACAUCCCGGUUCUUUACGGAGAAGGCGGGAACGCGUUCUAUCGACUGCUUGAAGAGAUUAUGAAGAUUUCUGGCGACCCUUCUUUAUUCCUCUUGGCAGUACUGAAGCCUGUUGAGCAGUGA